Molecule: messenger RNA, 7679 nt
Organism: Hippopotamus amphibius kiboko
Lineage: Eukaryota; Metazoa; Chordata; Mammalia; Artiodactyla; Hippopotamidae
Gene: ZNF532
Product: zinc finger protein 532
Exons: 10
Coding region: 1613-5617 (1334 amino acids)
Source: RefSeq, a predicted model, not a curated record
GGCCGAGCGAGGGGCGCAGGGCCGCGGAGGAAGGGGCGCGCGGGCGGGCGCCGGGGACAGGCGGGGGCGCCGGCCCCUCGUGCCCGGCCCUGCGGUCGGGGCCGGCGCGUGAGGCUCUGGCCCCUGGGCCUGAUCGCCGUGGCCUGUCCCACCCAGGCCUUGGGGACAGCCGGCCUUCGCGCCCCGCCGGCCUCUUUGGGGGGGCCGAGGACCAGCCGGUUCUGCUAGGCCCCGCAGGUUCCGAGAGGGGGGCCACGUGAGCGCCGCCGCUCGCCGCCUCCCCCCUCCAGUGCUGGCGGUGCACCGCGGAUUUUUUAAAAGGCCUCUGUGCCCCUCUGUCCCCCUGGCCCUGAAUCUGCCCCCCACCCCCACCCCAGACAGCCCUAGAUUGCUUGCCCGAGGUGAAGGGAUUUGGACGACUCCCCCCAGGUGCUUGAAAGAAGAGAAGGUCGGAGGAGGAGGAGGAGGAGACUGGGGGGGCUGCUGGCGGUGGUGACAGGGCUGGGAGAGAGAGGAGAGGGACGGGAGGAGGGGGCUGGGUGGGGUGGGGGUGACAGGCAGAGAGGAGCCUGGUCAACAAGCCAGCACCACUCUGCCUGGAGGCCGAGGCCGGCUCCUGCCGCCGACGCAUCCAGGGUGAGGAGACACACAUAGAUUGCUUUCUUGGGGGCUCUUUGUCAGCCACCAGCCCAGAGCACACACACUGACACACACGUACACAAAGAUCUGAGCCAGGUUGUGGGAGGUAAGUGGGGGAAGGAGAAGGAGGGGGCAGCAGUGUCUGCGGUGGGCUUUGGGGUGGAGGGGCGGGGGGAUGGGCCUGAGGGGCUCUGGGCUGCUCGAGAGGUGAGCCUUUCCAAGGCUGUGUGCUUGUGUGGCGCUGGGGGGGGGGGGGGGACACACGAUGACCUUCCCCUCCUCACCAAGACCUGAAAGGGAGCAGCAACCCCCAGCGAGAUCCCCCCUGUGCUGAUGAUUUUCAGGGACUUGUUGGCAACUCAGCGAGGGUUGCCAUAGCUUUUUUAUGUAGGGUGACCAGAACCGGCUGAAACUGGUUUGAGGCAGAUCAGCUCCUGAACACAAUGCAGUCACUGAGCCUACUACAGUGGGAUAGCAGCUUCCUCCCUUCAUGGCAGCCAAAAGCAGAGGAGCUUGCAGGAAGGGACCAUCCCAACACAGUAUGUGAAUGCACACUUAGACACCACACAGCACUGGUACGUGACUCAUGGAGCCCUAGAAGAUUCUGUGUAGAGAAGAUGGGGAAAAAUGUGCAGGUUUGCAAGGUCUGAGAUUCCUUGGGCUUUUCCUGCCUUUUUCUUUUGCUUAAGGGAUGGACAAGGAGCUGAGAUUUAUGACCCUUAUUAAAGAAAAAAAUGUGCCUUGCUAGGGUGGGGACACUUGGUUUCUGCAGUCUCUCUCUUUCUCUCUCUCUCUCUUUUCUCUGCGUUUUUAACAAAACCAAACCAAAACGAACUGAUGGGUUUGUAAUGGGAGUUUGUUUGUUGCUGGAGAAUGCUACUUUGCAUGCUUUUUUUCUCUUGCAGGGUAUGUUCUGUUUUGUGCUUUUCCUUUUAGAAGCUACUAAAGGGUGUUGGGGAUACUUCUGACUAUUAUGAAGGCCAAAAGAGAAUGCAGCCGUGUGACAGUAACUGAACAUUGGUCCAAAGUCUUUCCAAAAGGUCAAGGUUCACAAGAACAUCUGAUCAAAUUCAUGACCAUGGGGGAUAUGAAGACCCCAGACUUUGAUGACCUCCUGGCAGCAUUCGACAUCCCAGAUAUGGUCGAUCCCAAAGCAGCUAUCGAGUCUGGACAUGACGACCAGGAAAGCCACAUCAAGCAGAACGCCCACGUGGAUGACGACUCCCACACGCCGUCCUCCUCCGACGUGGGCGUCAGCGUCAUCGUGAAGAACGUUCGCAACAUUGACUCCUCCGAGGGUGCGGAGAAGGACGGCCACCAUCCCACCGGCAACGGCCUGCACAACGGGUUUCUCACGGCGUCCUCUCUUGACACGUACAGUAAAGAUGGGUCAACGUCCUUGAAAGGAGACGUGCCUACCUCAGAGGUGACUUUAAAAGACUCUGCAUUCAGCCAGUUCAGCCCCAUCUCCAGUGCUGAAGAAUUUGACGACGAUGAGAAGAUAGAGGUGGAUGACCCCCCUGACAAAGAGGACGUGCGUUCCGGUUUCAGAUCAAAUGUGUUGACGGGGUCGGUUCCCCAGCAGGACUAUGAUAAACUAAAGGCACUUGGGGGAGAAGGCUUGAGCAAAACUGGAAUCUCUACGUCAGGCAAUCUAGAUAAAAACAAAGUUGUUAAGAGAGAAACGGAAACAAAUUCUAUAAAUCUGAGUGUUUAUGAACCUUUUAAAGUCAGAAAAAUGGAGGAUAAACUGAAGGAAAACUCGGAAAAGGUGCUUGAAAACAGGGUCCACGAGGGGAAGCUGAGCUCUGAGAAGAAUGACGCCUCCCUUGGCAGCGCGGUGCUGUCGAGGACCAAGCCAUCCUCCAAGCUUUCUUCCUGCAUCGCUGCAAUUGCGGCUCUUAGUGCUAAAAAGGCUGCUUCCGACUCCUCUAAAGAACCAGUGACCAACUCCCGGGAGUCCUCUCCAUUACCAAAAGAAGUAAACGAUAGCCCUAGAGCCAUUGAAAAGUCCCCGGAAUCCCAGAGUCUGAUCGAUGGGACGAAGAAAGCGUCCCUCAAGCAGCCGGAUAGUCCCAGGAGCAUCUCCAGCGAGAACAGUAGCAAGGGUUCGCCAUCCUCUCCUGCAGGGUCGACACCAGCAAUUCCCAAAGUCCGCAUAAAAACCAUCAAGACGUCUUCUGGGGAAAUCAAGAGAACGGUAACGAGGGUGUUGCCCGAAGUCGAUCUCGAUGCCGGAAAAAAGCCUCCCGAGCAGACAGCGUCCAUGGUGGCGUCCGUGACGUCACUGCUGUCGUCUCCGACCUCGGCCGCCGUCCUCUCCUCCCCACCCAGGGCGCCCCUGCAGUCGGCAGUCGUCACCAACACAGUGGCCCCCGCCGAGCUGACCCCCAAACAGGUCACCAUCAAGCCCGUGGCGACCGCCUUUCUCCCGGUGUCGGCUGUGAAGACGGCCGGGUCUCAAGUCAUUAAUUUGAAGCUCGCCAACAACACGACGGUGAAAGCCACGGUCAUAUCUGCCGCCUCCGUGCAGAGUGCCAGCAGCGCCAUCAUUAAAGCCGCCAAUGCCAUCCAGCAGCAAACCGUCGUGGUGCCGGCCUCCAGCCUGGCCAACGCCAAACUCGUGCCAAAGACUGUGCACCUCGCCAACCUUAACCUUCUGCCUCAGGGUGCCCAGGCCACCUCCGAGCUCCGCCAAGUGCUCACCAAACCUCAGCAGCAAAUAAAGCAGGCAAUAAUCAGUGCCGCGGCCUCGCAGCCACCCAAGAAGGUGUCGCGGGUCCAGGUGGUGUCCUCCCUGCAGAGUUCCGUGGUGGAAGCUUUCAACAAGGUGCUGAGCAGCGUCAACCCAGUCCCAGUUUACAUCCCCAACCUCAGUCCUCCUGCGAACGCGGGCAUCACGUUACCGACCCGCGGCUACAAGUGCUUGGAGUGCGGGGACUCCUUCGCCCUCGAGAAGAGCCUGACCCAGCACUACGACAGACGCAGCGUGCGCAUCGAGGUAACGUGCAACCACUGCACCAAGAACCUCGUUUUCUACAACAAGUGCAGUCUCUUGUCUCACGCCCGCGGGCACAAGGAGAAGGGAGUGGUGAUGCAGUGCUCGCACUUGAUCUUGAAGCCGGUCCCAGCAGAUCAAAUGAUUGUUUCUCCAUCAAGCAAUACUCCUGCUUCAUCUUCCGCCCUCCCGAGCUCUGCGGGAGCCGGCACACACACUGUAACAAAAAUUCAGUCUGGCGUAACCGGGACAGUCAUAUCAGCCCCUUCCAGCACACCCAUCAUUCCAGCUAUGCCUCUGGAUGAAGACCCAUCCAAGCUCUGUAGGCAUAGUCUGAAAUGUUUGGAGUGUAAUGAAGUUUUCCAGGAUGAGACGUCGCUGGCUACCCAUUUCCAGCAGGCUGCAGAUACGAGUGGACAAAAGACUUGCACUGUCUGCCAGAUGCUGCUUCCUAACCAGUGCAGUUACGCAUCUCACCAGAGAAUCCAUCAGCACAAGUCUCCCUACACCUGCCCCGAGUGUGGGGCCAUCUGCAGGUCGGUGCACUUCCAGACCCACGUCACCAAGAACUGUCUGCACUACACGCGGAGAGUUGGUUUUCGAUGUGUGCAUUGCAAUGUUGUGUACUCUGAUGUGGCCGCACUGAAGUCUCACAUUCAAGGUUCUCACUGUGAAGUCUUCUACAAGUGUCCUAUCUGUCCAAUGGCAUUUAAGUCUGCCCCAAGCACACAUUCUCAUGCCUAUACACAGCAUCCCGGCAUCAAGAUAGGAGAGCCAAAAAUAAUAUACAAGUGUUCCAUGUGUGACACUGUGUUUACCCUGCAAACCCUGCUGUAUCGCCACUUUGACCAACACAUCGAAAAUCAGAAGGUGUCUGUUUUCAAGUGUCCAGACUGUUCUCUUUUAUAUGCACAGAAGCAACUCAUGAUGGACCAUAUCAAGUCUAUGCAUGGAACAUUGAAAAGUAUUGAAGGGCCUCCAAACUUGGGUAUAAACUUGCCUUUGAGCAUUAAGCCUACAACUCAAAAUUCAACAAAUCAAAACAAAGAGGACACCAGAUCCAUGAACGGGAAAGAGAAAUUGGAAAAGAAAUCCCCAUCACCUGUGAAAAAAUCCUUGGAACCCAAGAAAGUGGCCAGUCCCGGGUGGACGUGUUGGGAGUGUGACCGGUUGUUCACGCAGAGAGAUGUUUACAUUUCCCACGUGAGGAAGGAGCACGGGAAGCAAAUGAAGAAACACCCCUGCCGCCAGUGUGACAAGUCUUUCAGCUCCUCCCACAGCCUGUGCCGCCACAACCGGAUCAAGCACAAAGGCAUCAGGAAAGUUUAUACCUGCUCGCACUGCCCAGACUCCAGGCGAACCUUCACGAAGCGGUUAAUGCUGGAGAAACAUAUCCAACUCAUGCACGGAAUUAAGGAUCCUGACUUGAAAGAAAUGACAGAAGCCACCAAUGAGGAGGAAACAGAAAUAAAAGAAGAUACCAAGGUUCCCAGUCCCAAGCGGAAGUUGGAAGAACCCGUUUUAGAGUUCAGACCUCCCCGAGGAGCCAUCACCCAGCCCCUGAAGAAGCUGAAGAUCAAUGUGUUCAAGGUGCACAAGUGCGCCGUGUGCGGCUUCACCACCGAGAACCUGCUGCAGUUCCACGAGCACAUCCCGCAGCACAAGUCGGACGGCUCGUCCCACCAGUGCCGCGAGUGCGGCCUCUGCUACACGUCGCAUGUCUCCCUGUCCCGGCACCUCUUCAUCGUCCACAAACUGAAGGAGCCUCAGCCGGCGGCCAAGCAGAACGGGGCCGGCGAGGAGAGCCAGCAGGAGAACAAGCCCGGGCCCGAGGAUGCGCCGGCCGACGGCCCCGUGUCGGACAGAACGUGCAAAGUGUGUGCAAAGACGUUCGAGACGGAAGCUGCCUUAAACGCUCACAUGCGGACCCACGGCAUGGCCUUCAUCAAAUCCAAAAGAGUGAGCUCGGCGGAGAAAUAGCCGCAUCCCCUCCCCGCGGAGAAUCCCGGUCCGCAUUGGAAGCAAAGAGACAUUUUUGUUACAAAAAGUUUGCAGUAUCAUAGAGUUAACAGUACUGUGUAGGCUGUUGCAAUAUAUCCUCCCUCCACACCCUUCUCCGCCUCCUCCUGUAUAUCGUCCUCGAUAAGUAUUAAAACAGUAUUUGAGUUGAAAAGAGUUUGUAUAUAUUUAAAUGAAUAACUUUUUUAUACUCUUUGUUACAUGUUUGUAUCAGUAUUUAGUGGCAAGUGUUUUCAAGUUUUUUUCAUUUGUUUCGUUCUCGGUUUUUUUUUUUGUUUGUUUGUUUUUUAAUUUGGGUUAGAAUUUUUCUUUUUGUACUGUUUCUUUAAAACAGAGUCCUUAGUAACAGGGGCAGUUCCUGAAUUCAAAUAACCAUUUUGUAUGUCACGGAUUUGAAUGGGUUAACUAAUUACAGGCUACGAUAAUGCCUUUUUAAUGUGUUUUUAAUUUUUAGAAUUCACUACAUAAAUUGUAGGUGACUGUAGGUCUCAAAAACACUAGGGACUUUUAAGUGUCUUAGCACUAUCCUCAACGUGCCUGCCCCGCCGGGACCGCAGCCCGGCACGUGGCAUCUUCUCCAGGCCAAGUGGUGUGGAAAGCAGCCUUGCGGAUUGCUUCUUUCCCAGCAGGGGGAUGAACACUUGGGCCAGAAAUCCAGUAAGGAACGUGGAUUAAUUCCAUCUCAGAACGGGGAAGAAGGGUAUCCUAAAGGGAAAAAACGGGGGGGCCGGUGGUUCUCUGGGCCAGUUUGCAAGGCUGGCUUCUUCAAAAAGAGCACAAGGAGAGAAAGUGACGAAAGGGCUGGACAACUGUAAAAGUUACAAAUACGUAGGUAGACCGAUCAAUUUAUAUAGUCACGUUUUUUGUCAUGUAACUUAUUAACUAGUACAGAGACACAACUAGAAAUAUCAAGUAUUUGUCUGGCUCUUGACAGGGGGAAAAAAAAAUUCACAGUUGACUUAACCCUUUGCUGUCUGAAGAGUUGGCGUUUCCUCUUCUGGGUGCUACUGCCAAACGCCCUGGUACUUAGACUUGGGAUGCACAACUUUCACCUUAUCGACGCAGCAGCCGGCGUGUCGCAAUUGGCCGUUCGAGUCAGCACUGAGCCACCUGGGUUUAGUUCAGCCAUUUCAAUAAGUAUAUUUAAUAUCGGUAGUUCUGCUUUCUUAGUGCAGCCGAGGUACUCUUCUGUCCCUUCCAAACAUUUAUAGUUCUCUGGGAGAGUUAUACUUUUUGGUUUUGUGUUUUGUGUUUUCUUUUGCAUUUUAUAUCUUGUAUUUAUCCCUAAACAGGUUUUGUACUUUUUUUUUUUUUUUAAGAAAAAUUCUUUUGUGUAUAUGUAGAUAUACUUGCAUGAUAUACUGUAGUCAACGUUCGGUUCCUCAAAAGGUCUUGCUGCUGUCAGGUGUCAUGCACUAACCACAUCCAUCCUAACUGUAUGAAACACAUUUCAUAUGUAAAUAAACGUGGGACAUUUGGCCUUUGUGCUUCCGUGAGAGAGUUAUUGAUGGUGGGUCUCUGACAUCUUCAUGAAGUUUAGGGAGAGUGAUUCAUUGCAGGGAAGGGCUACGGGAUAUUGCAGAAUUCUUCCCGCUCAGGAGAGUAGCAUAUUCAUUCUCGUUAGCAAUCAGCUAUUUUGUCACUUUCAUAUUGACUCCAUCAAGUACAUCGGUAUAACCCGAGGGCGUGAUUAAAUACUCCUCAACUUGAAAUUCAAUUGCUGUUACUUGUUAUAUUUAUACUUGUAUUGCUCUUAAGUUGUAUUCAUAGCACUUUCAAUAUGUUUCUGCAUUUGAACCUUGCAAUAAACCUGUGUGGUGGGCUGCACGGGUCCUAAUAGCCUAGUUUUACAGUUGAGGAAGCUGAGCUCAGAUUAAGUUCUUGGCCCUCAUAGCUGGUAAGUGGCUUUGCAUAUUAGAACCCAGAUAUUCUUGCUCUAAAUCUAGUGCUCGCUCUAUGUGUUUAUGUACAUAUUGACAAAUAUUCCUUUAUUCAACAAAUAAAAAAUAUGUGCAAAACACGA